AUGAAAGCGCUUGGCUUACAGAAAUCCUUCGGAUGGCCCAAGGAAAUAGACCCACAACAGCAAAGACGUCCUUUAGCUUACUACACCAUCAGAGAGAAGCUAAGGGAAGUUGUCAAAGAAAAUGAGCGAACAAGGUUUGUUGUGACUGGACAUAGCCUGGGCGGUGCUCUGGCCAUCCUGUUUUCUUUUAUUUUGGCGUUCCACGAGGACAACUUACUGCUGGAAAGAUUAGAAGGAGUAUACACAUUCGGACAACCUCGGGUGGGAGACGGGGAAUUCGGAGAAUUCAUGAUGAAAUCACUGUCGCAAUACAAGAUUCGGUACUACAGAUUUGUUUAUGGGUUCGACAUGGUCCCUCGGCUGCCCCUGGACGACAAGGCCUUGAUGUUCAAACACUUUGGACGCUGUAUUUAUUUCGACUGGAACUAUGUAGCGCAGAUUCUGGAAGAAGAGCCAUUCAAGAACUAUUUCUCGAUAGUAGGAGCGGUGCUGAUGCGAAUACAUGCAUGUUUUGAGAUAGGAAGAAGCUUCACAAUUGGGUGGAGAAGGGGAAAGGAGUACGAGGAAAGAGUUCUUUUAAGAAUUGUGAGGCUGUUUGGAUUACUAUUGCCUGGAGUUCCUGCUCAUUGUCCUCAAGAUUACGUUAAUUCAACUCGCUUGGGUUCCGCAGAUCCUUUUCUGAACGAGUAUGAUGUCAAAAUUCAGUAA
Cucurbita maxima (winter squash) is the source of this 708-nucleotide messenger RNA. RefSeq lists its product as uncharacterized. Gene Ontology annotation, biological process: lipid metabolic process. Gene Ontology annotation, molecular function: triacylglycerol lipase activity. Lineage: Eukaryota; Viridiplantae; Streptophyta; Magnoliopsida; Cucurbitales; Cucurbitaceae. The coding region runs from base 1 to 708 and encodes 235 amino acids. The transcript is spliced from 2 exons. The record is from RefSeq and is a predicted model, not a curated record.